Messenger RNA from Trichosporon asahii var. asahii CBS 2479, 489 nucleotides. RefSeq lists its product as uncharacterized. The transcript is spliced from 2 exons. The record is from RefSeq and is a predicted model, not a curated record. NCBI's taxonomy places the organism in Eukaryota, Fungi, Basidiomycota, Tremellomycetes, Trichosporonales, Trichosporonaceae. Bases 1 to 489 code for a protein of 162 amino acids.
AUGUUCCAUGCCCACACGACCACUUCUACACAACAGCGCCGCACCUCUCCCGCCGCGAUCAUGCGCGACAAGCACUCGCGCAACGGCCAGGUCAAGGGCGAGCACGACCGCAAGAUGGGUGCCGGUGCGCACAACUGGGGCUCGCUCAACCACGAGGAGACCAACAUCUACCAGGGGAACCUCGACGCGGAGCAGGAGGGCAUGUUUGACGCGGACAACAUGGACAUGGGCGACGCCUCUGUGUCGCCCCAGAACAGUGUCUCCAGCGUCGACUCGGAACCCCGCCCCACUGGCCGCCGCAUGAGCGCCGUCAGCGACGAGGACCGCGAGCGUGCAACCCGCUACCGCGAGGGCGGGUACAAGAAGGGCGAGCCGACGCUCAUCGAGAUUGCCCGCUCGGCCGUCGGCGUCCAGGACCCCAACGCCGAGGACAAGGAGAUGCUCUCCACCUCGCCCCUCCGCUCCAAGGCUGGAUUCAGCCAGCGCUAA